Fibroporia radiculosa is the source of this 900-nucleotide messenger RNA. RefSeq lists its product as uncharacterized. The transcript has 5 exons. The record is from RefSeq and is a predicted model, not a curated record. Bases 1 to 900 code for a protein of 299 amino acids. Lineage: Eukaryota; Fungi; Basidiomycota; Agaricomycetes; Polyporales; Fibroporiaceae. Gene Ontology annotation, molecular function: oxidoreductase activity.
AUGUCCUCAAGCUUGCGACUGGACAAAAUAUUCGAUCUCAAUGGCCGUAUCGCCCUCGUCAGUGGAGGUGGUACCGGCAUCGGAUGGAUGAUCGCUGAAGGCCUCGCGGUAAAUGGCGCCAAAGUAUACAUUACAGGUCGUCGCAAGGAUGUUUUGGAGAAUACCGCAGCCAAAUUUGCGCGCGAGAACAAGGGCAAUGGUAGUGUUAUUCCGCUACCUAUGGAUGUAACUGACAAGGAGAGCAUUCUUGCUGGACAGCGAGCUGUCGCGUCCAAGGAUGGGAAACUGCAUAUUCUAGUUAACAACGCUGGAAUAUCGGGACCUUUGACCCCGUUUUUGAAUGACACCACCGCGCCUGAACAUAAAAAUCCAGAGACGCUUGGCCGUGCGCUAUUUGAUAGCGCAUCUUUCGGAGACUGGUCGAAUGUAUUCGGCAUCAACACGUUCUCGAUAUAUUUCAUGACCACUGCCUUCCUGGGGCUACUUGCGAAGGGUAGUAGUGACGUGCCUGAUUACACAUCGUGUGUCAUCAAUGUCACCAGUCUCAGUGGAAUGAAUAAACUGGCUCAGAACCAGUUUGCAUACAACGCUACGAAAGCCGCUGCGACCCACUUGACCAAGAUGUUUGCUACCGAGCUGGCGCUCAAAAGGAUACCCGUCCGGGUCUCCAGCGUCGCGCCAGGUGUUUACGAGUCCGAGAUGACUUAUCCACAUAUCCCGCCAGACCAGGUUGACAAGAUUGGAAAAUCCAUCGUGCCUAUUCCCGCGCGCAGAGCUGGAACUCCGCAGGAGGUCGCAGGGACGGUCAUCUACUUAGUCUCGCCCGCGGGUUGCUACACGAACGGGCAGGAAAUUGUUGUCGACGGCGGUUACACAGCCGUCAACCCGGCUGUUCGGUGA